Messenger RNA from Rattus norvegicus (Norway rat), 7802 nucleotides. NCBI's taxonomy places the organism in Eukaryota, Metazoa, Chordata, Mammalia, Rodentia, Muridae. The record is from RefSeq and is a predicted model, not a curated record.
UUCCUCGUUCUCUGGCGCUGGGCCCCCAGCUGGGGCAGUCCCGCAGCCGAGUGCAGCCAGGCGCGCGCCACCGCCCACUCGCCCUGUGGCCGCUACAGCCCAAAAGUACCCCGGGCUGGGAGCUGAGGGGACAGCGGGGAUCCUGAGCUCUUAACCCGAGCGAGCGGGCGUGUCCGCAGCCGGAGGACUACCUGGAGGACAUGGAGGUAAAAGACUGGGGCGAGGACGCGGGCCUGGGGGUGGGGGAGAGUGAGGUCAGAGCGCUCCUGCCCAGGUCGCUGUCCCUGCUCUCAGCAGGGAGCACGCAGCUAGACCGCCGCCUGGGCCGAGUGAAAGAGGUGGGUCCUGCUCCUAGGAGACCCCUGUGGGCCGGUGUGGGCUUGUCAGGAAAGGACCUCAAGGCGAAGGAGAGGGCCCUUUGUAGGGAUUCAGGUGUUCUGACUGUGCAAAUUCAUUUUUUUAAGAAAAUAAAACUUAGGCACAGCUAAAGUCAUACAUAAACGGCUAAAGGUGUGAGCCAAGAAACCGCCCCCCCCUCCCCGGAACAGAGCUGGCAGUUGAGGCGAGGACUCUGUCCGCAUGGCUUCCUCUUUUGAUCAGAGCGUGGCUUUUCUGACCAGUUGUUCUCUUCCUUCUGAUGUCCCUUGUUUCUGUCACAUCUUCUUUAUAACUUUCUGCAAAGUUCCCUUGCCGCCGAUCAAAUAAACUUACUUCUGAGAAAUUGGAGGCUUUCCAAUAUGCCUUGCCUCCUGAGGUUGUGUACACCUUGGGGUGUGGUAGCCAUCUGAGAGGUAUGCAGGGGUGAGUCCCAGACUUUCUCUGCACUUUUCCAACCUCAGUGGAAUACAGCCCAGCCCACCACAUCUUUCCAUCCAGGGCGUACUGGUUCACCUAGCUCCCUCCUCCAGGACCACAGAUUUCCAAAGAAUGUCUCCCUUCAAACCCAGACCAGCAAGAGAUGGGUGACCUUUUAUUUUAUCCUGAUCGAUCUCAGCAGGACCUGGGAUUUUCAAAGAGGAAAAAGGGGGCGAAAAACCCCACAGGCCUUUCAGGUGAUUCCUACUCCCAUUCAAAAGGAAACUGCUCCUCGUUGCCCAAGGUCUGCAGAGGUCGCAGUGCACAGACGUCCAAUCUCUCCCAGGCCCCAGUCUACUCAUCUUUUCUAAGCUUCCCUGUCUGCUUGCCUUCUCUAACAGAAUAGCAAGGCUGCACAUUCAACUCGACCAGUGGUCAUACAGGAACAAGGAUUGUAUUCUGUAUUCUGGGCACUUGGGGAGUGCUGAGUACCCAGGAUGUUGGGGUCUGAGAUGGACUUUCUGUAGACAUUUUCAAGUCAGGAAGUCGUUGAUUAGGGUAGAUAGACAACAAAGCAUUCCAGAUGGGUUCUUACAUAUGGUCAAGACCCUGCAAACUCAAAGCAGUAGGAUUCUCUGUGCUGGCUACUACUACAGGGCAGAGGAGGGAAAUGGAGCAGGGGGUAUUCAAGUUGCUGGACCAGGGAAAGGCUCAGAAAGAAACGCUGUACUUAGAAGCUCCCUCCUCAGGGAGAACUCGGGGUCCCUCGGGUGACAAGCUAGAAGCUGUGGGAUCACUCACAGAACUGUAAGGGACCUAAGAUGGAGGCCUAACUAGACUUAAGGGGGUGCCACUCGAAGGCCCCAGUGUGAGUUCUAACCUUAAUCUAGGGAAACACAGAAGGGCCCCCUUCACAGGACCACUUAGUCCUCCCUCAGCUGAGGAAGAAACAGAGGGAGUCCGGGCCUCUGAAAGUAUCAGCCCAGCAGCUUCCUGUGUGGCUUGGUAGGUGGGAGGCACGAAAGAGAAGACUCCCAUCUACAAGCUGAUGUAUAGAGUAACGGAAAAGGGCUUGGAUGGAGAUAGCCAGAUUUCUGUGUGCCAAAGGCUGGACCAGCUAGCUAGCACUUAGCUGUUAAAGGAGGUAGAGAGGAAACAGAAGACAGAGGAGCUGACAGGUUCUCAGCUAGGAAGUGAAAGUCAGUGACAGGUGUAUUGCCUGCUCAUGAGUGGAGCUAGGACCUGAAAUCAGUCUCCUGAAGGAGGCUACUUACUUUAUUUGAGAAGAAACCAUGUUAUGUCAUGUCCUCAUCUUGAGCAUUCAACCCAGAUCAGCAGGGCCUGCUAAUCACACUCAGACUCUACCCUGCAGUUCCCUACCGCAAUGUUAGGGAAAUCUUCAAAUCCCCGUGACCACUGUCAGCCGCAUUAAUCACAUCUCAGCCUACAGGGGCCUCCCUGGAAUAAACAAAGCAAGGUAGCACUUGACCUGUGCCUUUUUAACACUCGAAAUUCAGUCGAGGAAACAGGACCCACACAUCCUGUCACUGUGUGGUUAAUGAAUGCCUCUGCAAGCGUGACAUGUGCAGGCCAGAGUAGCUGCUGCUCAGGGCGUGAUUGGGUAGAGAAACACGAGGACGGGGUGCAGGGCGAACACACUGGCUUCAUUCAGGGAGGUAGGAUGGUUGGUUGGAAGGGAAGAUAGGGGUCCCUAAACGAAUAAAAGUGAAAAUAACAAGAUAAAGCCAUUGAACAAAUGAGGUCCCCCUCUAGAGGUGGCGCUGGGGGCCAAAAUCUAAGCCACCUAGAAGUCGUUGCUUUUUCUCCUUUCCUAGCUGUGCUCCCCACUCCUACCUUUUUCUAAUUUACCAUUUUCAGACCUCGAGGGCAGCUCAUGAGUGGCCCUGGAUUCUGCCCCACAGACAGUAGGAAACUGAGAAGUUCUGUAUGAGGUGGCAGACGUGAUGCCACCCAUUGCGUAUGCAAGGUGCUCAAGCCCCUCUGAGGCUCUGGACAAUGUGUAGCCUGACUCCCAGAGAAGGACAGAGAGUAAAGACAUUGUGCUGGAGGGAAAGGGGAACCACACCUGCAUUUGGGUUCACCAGGGUGUCCAGGAGGGAGGACUGCACAGCAUAUGUGAAGUCCUGGGUUUGAUCCCUAGCAGAGGAACAGAAAGAGGGGGCAGAGGGGGAGGGAGAGAGGAAUAGAGGGAGGGUAGGAAGGAGGGAGGGAAGGAGAAAAUAUAUCUCAGUGUAGGAGGGGCUGUCUUACUGGAGGGUGGGUCUCCAUAAGCCAACACAGAACCCAAAUUUCCCAGUAAAAUUUGCCUAAUAAAUUAAUAGAAACUCUGUAGCUCAAAUGUUACCAUCUCCCAGGGGCCCUCAGCCUCUAGAGAGCACUUAACUAGUCCCACUAGGGCUGGCUCUUUGGCUCCCAGUGAGGAGGAAGAGACCAUACUUUACAUAUCUAGGGUCUCAUGAGCACCAACUAAGACAUAUCGAUUGGGUGAAUAUGUUAUUGGAGCUGAGAGACAUUAGAAAAGAGAGAGAAGGAGAAAAAAGAAAGAAAAGAAAAAGCAGACUUUAGUAUGUUUAUUUGCUGGUUUGUUCUGGACACUAUUUCAGCACUGUGAGACAGGCAGACCUCUGGCUAUGAAGGGUUGUCUCUAGAAACAAUGAUAGUGAAGGCAUUGGAGAUAGGAAUCCAGGGAAAGCCCUCUUCUGGCCUCUGAGGGCCCUUGCAUGAGCGUGUGCAUACACAUAAGUAAUACUUUCCAAAGAUGUGGUCUGAGAAUGGUGGUGUACACCUUUAAUUUCAGCACUGGAGAGGCAGAUGCAGGUAGAUCUAUCUCUGUGGGUUCAAGGUCGGCCUUGUCUACAGAACAGUUCCAGGCCGGCCAGGACUACACACUGAGACAAACCCUCUCUGGAAGGGGCUGGGGUGUUUGAUCAAGUGAGUGCAUUUGCCUCCUUUUAAUUGCAACACAGGGGAGCUGGAAGCAGCAUAGCCAAUAAAGAUUAUCUUCAACUACAUACUGAGUUCCAGGCCAGCCAGGGCUUCAGGAGACCUUCUCUGAAGAGCAAACACACACACACACACACACACACACACACACACACACACACAAAACGAAGCUAUCUUUUCAUCCUUAUAUGAGUAUGUGUAUAUGUAUGUGUGUUUAUCAGGACAUCAGAUCCCAUUGUAGACUGCCAUGAGUCACCAUGUGGUUGAUGGGACUUGAACUCAGGACUGGAAGAAUAGCCAGUGCUCUUAACCACUGAGCCAUCUCUCCAGCCUUGUAACCUAUGUCUUAGGUUCAUGUGUUUUUACCUUGUUAAACAUUUGCUAGUUUAUUUUACAAACAUUUUAGCAGAUUAAAUGUUUAUUAUUAUUAUUAUUAUUAUUAUUAUUAUUAUUAUUAUUAUUAUUAUUAUGACUGAGAGAGAGUAUGGGGCUUCCAAUGCUGUACUGUACAUGUGGAGAUCAGAACUUUCCAUAGUCGGUUUUCUCCUUCCACAUGGGAAUCCCGGGGUGAACCCAGAUUUUCUUGGUUACCCAGCAAGUAUAUUUACCCACUGGGGCAUCUUCCCAGCCCUUCUACCUUAUUUUUUUUAUCUCAUUUAUUUAUUAGAGGGGAAACUCCAAGUUUAGGUAAGAAAGAUUAUUUGGGGAUGUCCCUGCGACCCUCGCUGGUUUUCCCCAUCCUGUCCCUGAGCCAUGGUGUGCUGGUUGAGGCCAGCGGUCAUAAUGGGGGACUGUUUAACCUCUGAAGGGGGAAUUAGACUGGAUAGACUUGUGAGCAAGCCGGGAUACCCACUCCUCUCGUGCUCCUGCUGUGUGGAGACCCUUGCAGUCACUCGGGCUCCCCUUAGCAGACAUCUUUCAUUUGCUGGACUGUGAGAAUAAGAUUAGUUUUGGGUAGGCACGCGGUCAAGACCCGGCCCUAUCACGGAGGGGUGAGAGCAUUCCUGGAGCGGGAGUCAGGUUUCAGAGCCUGAUCCUCAGCAGGCUGCCCACAGCAAGGAGGGCUGGAGCCUGGCUCCUGCGGUUCCGUGGGAAAUCUGAACACCGCCGGCAGCUCAGCAGAGCCGUAAUCUUAUCGGAGCCACGGAAGAAAGCCUUUCGGUUCCAGAGGAGGCAGCUCUGCCUUCCUCUGGUGACAGUGUCUGAGGUUUGCCGAGCCAAUCUAGCCUAUCUAACCCACUGGAAAAACGCACAGCCCUGGGAGAAACAAGACAGCCCCUAAUUGUCCCUGCCUCACUAGGAAGGAGCAAACCGGACUCUGAGGAAAGACCCUCGGAGACCAACUCCAAUGUUGACAGCUCAGCGCAGCCUUCAGUGGCCCAGCUGGCUGGGCGGUUUCGGGAGCAGGCAGCUGUGGCCAGGGAGAGCUGGGGACCGAACCCAGAGCCUUGCACUUGCUAGGCAAGCUCUCUACCACUGCGCUAAAUCCCCAACCCCGAUUUUGCACUUUUGUUUUCUCAAUUAAAAAUAAAAUUGACCCACGGUCUCUAGAGAGGAAUGCUCUAAAGGACAAAGGAGAUGGUCUAGUUCUGCCUCUCGCCAGAAAGGCAAAGAUGUGGAUGUCGUCUUGCAAGACACCAGCCAGUAAGCCAACAAGAAGGAAACCACCCUGCUCCCUCCCCCUCUUCCCCCCCAAGGUAGAGCUGGGCCAGAAUGGUGAGGAGAAAUCACCAUCCAGCACCAGCCACCCACCUAAAAUCAAGGUGAAGAGCUCACCUCUGAUUGAGAAGCUCCAGGCCAAUUUAGCCUUUGAUCCGGCAGCUCUUCUGCCUGGGGCUUCACCCAAAAGUCCCGGACUCAAGGCCAUGGUGUCGCCAUUUCACAGUCCCCCUUCCACACCCAGUAGCCCUGGCAUCCGAUCCCACCCAGGUGAGGCAGAAGAGGUGCCUGUGAGCUUUGACCAGCCUCCGGAAGGUACUCACCUGCCCUCUUACAAUAAGGUAAGGACUAGAGGCUCAAUAAAAAGACGUCCUCCCUCGAGGCGAUUCCGAAGGUCUCAGUCGGACUGUGGGGACCUCAGAGAUUACAGAGCUGUGGAACCAUCUCAGGAAAACGGUGCCAGGGAAGAAAAUGGGGAUGACGUGUUUCCUAGCAAGAGCAAGGACCCCGGGUCCCCCCAACCCAACCAGGAAGCCGGGGCAGAUAGGGUAGAAGGAACCCUGAGGUCUACAGAAAAGCCACGGAGGAGGAACACGUGCAGCAGCACAGAGAAGCCAGAGGAGCUGGUCGGGACCCUAGAGGAGGCGAAUGCCGGAGCGAAGGCUGGACAGACUCCAGACACAGCCAGUCAGGGUCAUCCAGAGGUUCAGGAGCCAUCACAAACCUGCAGCCCAGAGACUGAGAAUGGGUGUGGAAGCCCACGGGAAGAGACAGCCCCUGGAGAGCACACAGACACUGGGAAGGCCACAGAAGGGACAGCCUCUGAGGAAAGGGUAACAGAGGAAGAGGAUGGGCUUGGACAGAAAAGCCCAGAUGCAAAUAUACCCGAGGACGAAGUGGUCAGGGGGAAGGUCCCCCAAACUUCUUCUGGAGAAGCGGAAGGUACCACUGUCCCAGAGCCGGAAGCAAAGCAAAAGGAGGAGGCGCCUCUGGAGCCAAGCGGCAGCCCAGGGGCCGACCAUUCGGCAGGAGAGGCCAGCAAUGAGAUCCAGAGUGAGAAUGCAGUCUCCACGGAAGACAUCCCCGUGGAGGAUACCCGAAUGUGAUGAAGAGCUCAGGGUACCAGUGAUGGGGCCACUGGAGACGUCUCCUUGGAAACAGCAGCAGCAGUAGCAGCAGUAGCAGUUGAUGGAGCAGGGGAACACACUGAGCACCCGGAGGCAGCCCAGAAUGCAGGGCGGAUUGUCUCCCGUAGGCUCCACCAAGCCUUGUCAGAGACCAGAGCUGAGGACAGUAGAGUUUUGUCAACCUGAGUCUGCGCCAUCCGAUGCACCGACUCAGAGUUAAAUAUAUUUAAAGCAGUUUGCUGUGGCGUCUACUCCACAGCAAUCCUGGCCUUCCUGUUGCCCCCCUCCCCCAGGCCUUCCUGCAGCCGACCUCCCAACUAGGCUCUUGUUGAACUUGUGUAAAGUUACAGUCUUUUUCUAUUGUUCUAACGUUUUUAUGGUUCUCAGAUGUAACUUAAGAAAAAAAACAAACUAAUUUUAGGUAGAUAAAGAAGACAGUCUUGUGGAGAAUAAAAUCCUCUGAGUUCCAGAGACCUGAAAAGGUAUCAAAGUCCUCACUAUGAUCUUUCUGUUUGCUCCACAUGGGGAACAGCUGACCAGUUUCCAAAAACAAAGCAAGAUAUUUAUUAAAACAUGUAAAAAUUUUGUUCCUGUCUGUUCCAAGGGCAGGCGCUUUCCCUGUCCCACAGCCGGGAUGAUGAGAACAAGGGAAGUGAUUGGUCCAUCCCAUCCCAUGCUGCCCUGUUACAGGAACUCCCUCAGAGAGGCAGGGUAUGACAUUGUGGCUUUGUGCUUCAUUUCCCCCCUGAAGGUGCAACAGUAUCUGCCUCCUCCAAGCACUGGUUGCACUCUCCUACAAGGUUACACUUGAACAGGAAACUGGCUAACCUCUGGGACAGGUGCUGAGUGUCCACAGCGCAACUUACCUUCUGAGAGCAUCCUCCCUCGUAGCUUCUCUAUGAAGCGUUUGUUUGUUUGAUCUUGAUUUUUUUUUUUUAAUCUCACCAUGUAGCCUUCAACUUACUAUGAAGCCCAGGCUGGUUUUGAACUAGUGAGCCCCCUGCCUCUGCCUCUGGAUUGUAGGUACGCAUCAUCGUGCCUGGCUCUCAGUAAGCAUUUCUCAAAUCCAAGUCCAAGUUCUUCUCCCAGACUCAGGAGGCAUGAGUUGGGGCCGUCAGCCCGUUUUCAUCAGGAAGUCCUGCUUAGUAUCCUGUCUGGGGACAAAACAGGGUUUGUAGGGAUGGGGGUCAGUCUGAUAUCCAUCUCCCCAUGCACUCCUGCUGAAGAAUUGUUAACCUAAAUAAAUGUUGAAUCUUC